Messenger RNA from Phytophthora sojae, 2112 nucleotides. RefSeq lists its product as hypothetical. The annotation marks the transcript as partial. The record is from RefSeq and is a predicted model, not a curated record. Lineage: Eukaryota; Oomycota; Peronosporomycetes; Peronosporales; Peronosporaceae. The transcript is spliced from 2 exons.
AUGGUGCAAGACAUUCAACGAAGAGAUGACAACGCUGAAGAGAGCAACGACGAUUUUAUUGUGCUUGCUAACCGAGAGGAGCUUCCUGUUGUUGGAGACGCCCGAUACUUCGAUGAUAUCGAGUCAAGAAAUCUAUAUGGUGACUCGCUGCAGAAAAAGGUUGAGGAGGAUCCAAAUGCCACCGAUGCGUGGCUUCUUUUGGCCAUCUACCACCUCGAGCUUGAUGUUGAGCUAAGUGACGAAGCCGCAAACCUUUCUGACAAUGCUCGCUUGCAGCAGCAGCUCGUUUUUCUUUGCAAGGAGCUCAAUGUUAUGUAUCGAAGCGGGACUUCUCGGAAGCUGAAUAUCGAGGAGUCAAAUUUAAAACGGUGCUUGCACACACUUUCUCGAGCUUUAGAAAUCGAAGCCAACGCAUACUGUGAAGCAUUGUGGUUGCUAUAUCUUCAUCUAUGCGGCCAAGUUACCAGCAAGCAGACAGAGAUCGAUACGGUCGAGCAAGCCGUUCAAUUUCUUCCAAGUUCUCAUGUGCUGUGGCUUCGGUAUGUCUCGACGUAUGAUUUUGACUCGGUGGGCAUGGCAGAAGGUAUUUAUUGGAGGUUACUAGAGCAUCUUGCACGAGUGAACUCAGGUGAAGAUGGACAAGCCUCCGACCCAAGCCCCAAAAAGGAGCUAUCUAUUCUGUUGACGGCGAUAUGCUUCCAUCUGUGUAUCAAGUUGUGGCGUGCUGGCGCCACAAAACGCGUUCUCGAGCUUCUUUCGGCGCUUCUGCAGAUUGGUGAUACAAGUUCAGAAUUUGGAUGGUGCAAAAUGGUGCGUAGCCAACUACGCGGCGAUGAAACAGUGGUGAUAUGUCUGGUUUUCGCUCAUGCCUUGCUUUUCAACGAGAUGCCCAAAAUUAUCGAGCACUGGGUUGCUGCAAGCAGUUACGAGGCUGUCCCGAUCAAAAAGAUGGCUUACACUAUUGAAUCUCUCGAGAGUCACCAUAGCACCGUUGACAAAGAUGGUUUCGAUCAAGUUUUUGUGACGUAUGAUCUUGCAUUUCAAACGUAUCAGAGCAAGUGUCAUGGAGUACAGGAGACUGGCGGUGUCGUAUUGAGUAAUUGGAUGCUUUUAUUGUCCCUUCAAGACGAGGGUGGAGAGAGAGACGAGCCCCUGAAAACAUUUCUUGACGACAAAUUGGACAUGAUUAAGCGAUUCCCUGUUGCGUCGCACACUGCGGCGAAACUAUUGAUGGAUAAGCCGAGCGGCGAGCAGCAGGCGCAUCAAAUAAUGCACACGAUGAUGAAUCAGGAUUCUCAAGGUCUGUUUCCAGAGGCCCUUCAUCACUAUUUAUUUGCUUGCCGACAGUCUUCAGCGCUUGUGAGUGCGCUGGACAAGGCAUUUCCAGACGUUAUGCAGCGUCUAGCGUGCCUUUUGAAAGUUGAUACGAACAAGGUGGAGAAGUUUAUUCAAGACAUUAUGCGCGACACCAGUAACAUAUCCAAAGCGCGUGCGUUAAAUGCGCUGUUGGAUGCUUUGCUGGAUGCUUGGAUGGGCCAGCUUUCAGUGCUGCACCGUGACAUGAGCCAAAAGAGCGUCUUGGAACAGCAAGAGAGCCCACGAACAGAUAUUUACGUGGCAUUGGAUAUCUGCCUUUUAAUGGGCAUCUUGCUGGAACCAUCCGCCGCUGUUGACGGACUGCAAAUGGUUUUGAGCUCGUCUCACUUUGGCUCCUUAUCACUCGAAGCGCGGCAGCUCGCUUGGAUGCAACGUUUCGUUUUUGAAGUGGAUCUGCUUCAGCAAGAAGACGUUGGUAGCUCUCCGUGGCGAGAGCACCAAGCAGGGUUGGCAAAAUUGUUUCGCAAGUACGUUGGUGAAAUGAGUGUGGAGGCUGAGAUGUUGCGCCAGGUCUCCAAACAAAUUAAGGAUGACAUGGAGAGAAACGCUGUCGAAGACGCUGUGUGCGGUUGCCUGUAUCCGGAGCGGCAUCAAUUGAUUACAUACGAUGUCAAUAUCGAGAUUUUCCGGCUAUGUCUUGCUGCAGUAGCUGGCCCGGAGCAGACUACCUUUUAUGCGUCUUUCACCGAUUCAUUAGCGCUAUCCUCAGAGUUCUCGCUUGCUUUCUCAGGUACG